Molecule: messenger RNA, 1009 nt
Organism: Oncorhynchus tshawytscha (Chinook salmon)
Lineage: Eukaryota; Metazoa; Chordata; Actinopteri; Salmoniformes; Salmonidae
Exons: 5
Coding region: 1-984 (327 amino acids)
Source: RefSeq, a predicted model, not a curated record
AUGGGAUUUCUAACUGAUGUACUUACUGAUUGCGACACUGAGUUCUCCCCUGAGGAGCAAGCAAAGAAGACCCACCAGAAAGAGAAGAAGAAGAGCCUCCAUCCAGCUGUGGCGGCCCUGCAGCUGUUCACUCUCUUCUGCUGUGGUGGGAAAGUCAAGCUGAGGAAAUCUCGUCCCUCUCAGAACAGACAGAGUAGAAAGGACCAGGACAAAGAUAAUGCAUCUGAUACUGGUUCAGACUUGUCUGGAGGUGAUGUUACAACCAAAAGGGUCAAGGACAAGAUUAAUGGAAAGGUGGGGAGGGAGAAAGACCGGACUGAAGUUCAGCUGUUGAAAUCAUCUCAGGACCACGAACCCGAAAAUCGAAGGACACCCCGGCAAGUGAAGACCCCUGUGGAGGAAAUUUACAUAAGACCUGACUCUCCGACUCUACCAUGUGCCCACAGCUCCCUCUCUCAGUUUUCCCUGGCUCGGAACCUGGCCAUCCUCCCGCUGGAGUGGCAGCUACCCGGAGUCCCUCUGCCCACCUCGUCUAUGGCAACUAGGACAGAGAGAACGCCAUCCUCUACCAACACUUCGACACAUGCGCAGAUGGAAACACAAACAUCAGAUAUGAACACAGACACACAGACCACUUCUACCUCUCAGAGCCAGAUCUCCAUGGUCUCAUCGGAGACCAUGAUAGAUCUUCACACGUCAGACUCCAUUACCCAGACCUCCACUCUUGACAUGGCACUGGCCCCUGAGAGCACUAAGGGCAUGAUCACUACUGAUGAGGAUGUGAAGGAUGACUCUGCUAAAGAUUUGAUCUCCACCCUAACAGACACCUCUAUGGAGAAAUCCAUCAGUGAGACGAGCCUGAAAGACCUCAUCAUGGGGGAAGAUGACAAUGAGCUGAAGGAUAUGGCUGCCUCCGCUACCCCUGCUACUGAUAAUGCCAAUGAGGAUGCAAUGCUGCUGGAGAUUGCAGCACUUUUUGACUGAUGGAGACCGAGCUGCCUCUGCAUCU